Messenger RNA from Gigantopelta aegis, 519 nucleotides. Its product is annotated as tigger transposable element-derived protein 4-like. The transcript has a single exon. Lineage: Eukaryota; Metazoa; Mollusca; Gastropoda; Neomphalida; Peltospiridae. Gene Ontology annotation, molecular function: DNA binding. The record is from RefSeq and is a predicted model, not a curated record. Gene Ontology annotation, cellular component: nucleus. Bases 1 to 519 code for a protein of 172 amino acids.
AUGUCCGAACGUCCAGCAAAACGGCGUCGUGUAGAGUUGUCACUGGACGAUAAAGUUAAAAUUAUUAACAAAUACGAAAGUUUACCCAAACCAACAUUACAGUCACUAAGUGAUUCAUUUGGCAUUGGAAAAUCGACUGUAUCUGACAUAAUCAAGAAAAGGGACACCUAUAAAUCGCAGUACGAGAAUAAUGCAAAUGUGGGUAAACGAAGGUUUAAUAACGCAUGUAAAUUUGACCGACUCAACGAACUCGUUUGGCAGUGGUUUUGUCAAGCACGUGCGAAAAACAUUCCGGUCAGUGGCCCAAUAAUUGAAGAGAAAGCAAGUGCAUUUGCGAAGGAAUUGUCAAUUACGGACUUUAAAGGAUCUAGUGGUUGGUUGGACCGAUGGAAAGCGAGAUAUUCUAUCAAAGGAUUUAAGGUUAGCGGUGAGAGUGCAGGCGUUGACGGUGCAGUGGUAGAAAACUACCGCGAGAGAAUUCCAGAGAUUGUUGGGGAUUAUUCACCAGAAGAUGUUUAA